GUAGCCACUCAAAACUUUAUAAGUGAAUGUGCUUUCCAACCAACUCCCCAAACAUUUCGUCGUCAUCACAUACCUUCUUUCUCACUCGACUCUCCAUUCCACACCACCUUCUCACUCCCCUCAACACCCUCAAGAAUCUCUCUCAGGAAGCUGGCAACAUGUCUGCUAUCUUCACCUUCCUUGUUGGUCUGCUGGCCACGCUGGGAGCCGCCGAAACGCGCGGCAUCACGCCGCAUGACAUGUACAGCUCGUCCGUGGGCGUGCUCGGCUGCAAGAUCAACACCAACCGCGUCGCCUACUGGCCCAUGGCCGUCGACUGCGACAACAUCUGCGUGCGUGUCUCGCACAACGGCCGCUCGGUCGAUCUCCUGCGCAUCGACCAGUCCGGCGGCGCCUACGACAUCUCAUACGACGCCUGGGCCUUCCUGCAGACGGGCCAGAGCGCGCGCGGCAACCCGAUCACGGGCGGCGCCGUCAACAUGGAGAUCAAAACCAUCCCCGCCGACAACUGCCUCAAGCUGAUGAAGUCGGGAGGCCUGCCGCUGUCGGCCUCCAACAGCAUCAACUACGUCGCCGGCUGCCUGGGCAACUCGAACAGCUUCGUCGCCAAGCACUUCCAGCUGUUCAACAUCCAGGACCCCGUCUGCCAUUGGGGGUAUGAUGAGCAGUGCAAGCUCGAUCUGGCCGUCAGCAACCAGCCGUCGUGCCCGCAUGCCCUCGGCAGCACCAAGGGCCGCCUGCCCGACACGGUCUUCAACAUCCAGUACGGCACUGGGAAAGUGGUUGCUGCUCCUUGAAGGGAGGCGGAUGGAUAAGAUCGGCUUGGGAAUGGGUACACUUCACUCAGGGUGGCGUUUGUUUACUAACUUAGUAGUAAAGGGCGGAGGAACAAGCAUCGGUUUCCCUGAAGACACAUGGGAAAAGGACUCUGGUUUAUUAUGGGUUAGUCAUCGAAGGCGAUGACCAGCUACGCUAUGAGGCUA
Chaetomium strumarium is the source of this 983-nucleotide messenger RNA. RefSeq lists its product as uncharacterized. The transcript has a single exon. NCBI's taxonomy places the organism in Eukaryota, Fungi, Ascomycota, Sordariomycetes, Sordariales, Chaetomiaceae. The record is from RefSeq and is a predicted model, not a curated record. The coding region runs from base 27 to 797 and encodes 256 amino acids.